UGCAUUGUGGGAUGUUAGCGUACCGUGUGCAAGAGGCGGCAAAAAUCAGCAUGGCAGACGACGAAGGAAAGGCGUACAAGGCAGAAUAUGCCAAAAGUAACCGGGCCUCGUGCAAACUAUGCAAGGGAAACAUCACAAAAGACUCCCUUAGGCUUGCCAGAAUGGUGCAGUCCCCUCAUUUUGAUGGGAAGGUUCCCAACUGGUUCCAUUACUCCUGCUUCUUCAAGAAAUGCAAGCCAAGCUCUACUGUGGAGUUCAGUGGGGUGACGGGCCUGCGAUGGGAUGACCAGGAAAAGCUUAAGAAAACCAUUGGAGGAGAAGGGUCAUCAGCAGGGGCUGAUGCAGGAGGAGAUGAGGUAGAUGCACCAGGAGUCCAGGUGUUCAGUGUGGAGUAUGCCAAGUCUAACAGAAGUGCCUGCAGGGGGUGCUCUGAAAAGAUAGACAAGGGCCUGGUCAGGAUCUCCAAAAAGGUUGAUGAGGGAGACCAGUGGGGGCCCAAGGACCUGUGGCACCAUGUGGACUGUUUUGUGGAAAAAAGGGAGGAGUUGGGCUUUACCACAGACAUGGCUCCCUCUGUCAUCCAGGGCUACAAGAAACUCAGCAAGGAUGACCAAGACAUACUGGUCAAGAAACUGGGAUCAGGAACUACAGGUAAGCGGAAGGCUAAAGGUAGUAAUGGAGCAGCUGCCAAAAAAGUCAAAGCAGAGGAAACAGAGGAAGAAAAGAAACUGAAGGAGCAGAGUAAGCUGGUGUGGAAGAUCCGUGAUGAGCUGUCCAAGUCUAUGGAAAACAGCGACCUGAAAGAGCUGCUGUUAGCUAACGAUCAAGACAUUCCUAGUGGGGAGAGUGCUCUACUGGACAGGCUGAGUGAUGGCAUGGCAUUUGGAGCCCUGCAGCGCUGUCCCGAGUGCAAACAUGGGCAGCUGUUCUACAGAAGUGACGGGUACCACUGUUCAGGCAACCUUACUGAGUGGACCAAGUGUAUCUACACUACACGGGAACCCAAGAGGAAGAAAUGGAUUAUCCCUGAUGAUCUCAAGGAGGAGGUUCCCUUUCUGAAGAAGUUCAAGUCCAAGGUUGCUGCUCGUGUGUUCUCAGCUGCUCACGUUGCUGCUGCAUCUGAAUCCACAGAUAGCUUCAGUUCUUCCUCCAGAGCUGAUGAAAAGAAGCCUUUGCACCAUGUCAAGGUUGUUUUGGGUAAAACAACAAAGUCCAAGGCAGAGAUGACCAAGGCGAUAGAGAAACUAGGAGGGACUGUAGCGAGCAAGGUGGACAGUACUGUAGCCUGUGUCAUCAGCUCCAAAGAGGAUGUGCAAAAGAUGAGUAAGAAGAUUAAGGAUGCCAAAGCUGCUGAUGUCCAUGUUGUCUCUGAGGACUUUGUAACAGAUGUGGAGAAGGGAGGGGCUGCCUUACUCAUCAUGCAGAAGAGUAUUGCAUCCUGGGGGUCUGAUCCCCACUCCAGAAUUGCCACAGUCGAAGAGAAACCAUCAAAGAGUAAGAGCAAGAGUAAAUAUGAGGAAAUGGAGUCUGGCACCAAGAAACUGAAGAUGAUGGUGAAGGGUGGGGCAGCUGUAGACCCUGACUCAGGAAUUGAACAUUCUGCUCAUGUUCUUGAGGACAAGGGAAAGGUAUACAAUGCUGUUCUUGGUCUAGUAGACUUGGUAAGAGGUACAAACUCUUACUACAAGCUACAAGUCUUGGAGGCUGACAAAGGCAAUAGGUGGUACGUGUUCCGGGCAUGGGGACGGGUAGGCACCACUGUGGGUGGGAACAAGCUGGAGACCUUCCACUCCAGACAGGGGGCCCUGGAGCAGUUCCUCAACCUCUAUGAGGAGAAAACAGGAAACGAAUUUGGGACCAAGAACUUUGUGAAGUACCCAAAACGAUUUUACCCAUUAGACAUUGACUAUGGACAGGAGGAAGAGGAUCUGCAGAAGCUGAAGAUCAAACCAGGCUCCAAGUCUACUCUGGCUCGUGAGGUUCAGGAAAUCAUACAGAUGAUCUUUGACAUUGAGAGCAUGAAGAAGGCCAUGGUGGAGUUUGAGAUCGACCUGAAGAAGAUGCCAUUAGGCAAGCUGUCACGGAAACAGAUUGAGAGUGCCUAUAGCGUGCUGACAGAACUGAAUGGGAUCCUGACCGGUGAGAGGAGUGCCACGAGAAUCCUUGAUGCCUCCAACCGAUUCUACACUCUCAUUCCACAUGACUUUGGCAUGAAGAAACCCCCCAUGUUGGAUAAUGAGGAAGUCAUCAAGGCCAAAACUACCAUGCUGGACAACCUGCUGGAGAUAGAAGUGGCCUACAACCUACUGAAGAGUGGAGACGAUGGGGAGGGCAAGGACCCCAUCGAUGCUCACUAUGAGAAACUCAAGUGCAAGAUGGAGGUUGUAGAGAAGGCCUCAGAUGAGUUUGCCAUGGUACAGGAGUACGUGAAGAACACUCAUGCCAAAACGCACAGCCAUUACACCCUGGAAGUAGAAGAGUUGUUCAAGAUUGCCAGGGAGGGAGAGGCAUCCCGAUACAGGCCCUUCCAGCAGCUCCACAACAGACAGCUCCUCUGGCACGGGUCACGAGUCACCAACUAUGCUGGCAUCCUUUCUCAGGGGCUCAGGAUUGCACCCCCAGAGGCCCCCGUGACUGGCUACAUGUUUGGGAAGGGCCUGUACUUUGCCGACAUGGUGUCCAAGAGUGCUAACUACUGUGCUACGUCCACGGCAAGUCCCACAGGACUGCUGCUGCUCUGUGAGGUGGCGCUGGGAAACAUGUAUGAGAGAAAACAUGCAGAGUAUGUCUCCAAACUUCCCAAAGGCAUGCACAGCACCAAAGGACUGGGAGCUACUGGCCCAGACCCUGGGGCUACAAAGACACUGCCCAAUGGUACUCAGGUUCCCAUUGGUCAUGGUGUUCCCAGUGGUGUAUCUGGAUCCAGUCUGCUGUACAAUGAGUAUAUUGUGUACGACGUGGCCCAGGUGGAAAUGAAGUACCUGAUCAGGAUGAAGUUCAACUAUAAGAGUCUCUGGUGAAGAGUGUGUUUUCUCUGAGAACAGGAGGAAUAUUGUACCACCAUGGCUUGGUUUAGUCACAAAGGGGUUUGAAAUCAUUGUGGAAGCCAUUGUUAAGCUAAUGCUGACGUUUACUAAAACUAUCUCAUUGCUACUUAUCAUAACAGUUAGCAACUAAUGAUCAUGUACAAGCCGGAUGCUUGUAAUUUGACUGACCAUACUAUUGUCAACUUUAAGGCUGAGAAUCAUGCUUAUGGAAGUGUUACCGCUGCUAUGUAAACUCUAAGGAGCAAGUUUUCAUCAACCUUUAAUUCACUAAAUAAAAAAGAUCCUGUUUUGGAAGGCAACUGUUCAAACUAUACCAGUAGCUUAGUCAUGACUCAUGACUUAAAGAGGAUAGAUGGUAAGACAAAGUGAAGUAUUUUUUUCUUGCCUUUUAUUAUUUUCAAAACAUUGAAGGCACUCUUGGGACAAGCCUUGAAGGAAGGAGAUGUCAGCAUGGAUCUUAGAAGGCUCUGGUUCAGUUCCUUGACACCAAUACGACUUGGCUUGAAAGUGGAAAUGCUCUGAGUAUGUUUCAAAACUUAAGUUCCCCGUAGUUGUAGUAGAACAUUUCUGUUGUUGUCAGUACUUGUGUUUACUAGUAUUUUGUUUAUUAGCUUUAUCCUAACAUUUUUAUAUUUCCUGAGAUGAAGAUGAGAUAAUCUAUAUCACAGACUGAAAAGCAGAUGAGCAGUAAGUACCAAAGUUGUAUUUACUUACAAACUGUACCAUUAGAGAUGUACGGUAGUAAGAUUUACUAAAUUGCAGAGCAGCAAUAUGAUGUGUAGUUCAUCUUAAGUGAAAAGAUGGUUGACCUUUACUGGCAUAAAGCACACCUUAACCUCUCAGAAAGGACGGUAGUCAAUAAAAAUGUCUACCCCCAAA
Molecule: messenger RNA, 3926 nt
Organism: Branchiostoma belcheri (Belcher's lancelet)
Lineage: Eukaryota; Metazoa; Chordata; Leptocardii; Amphioxiformes; Branchiostomatidae
Product: poly [ADP-ribose] polymerase 1-like
Exons: 26
Coding region: 12-3020 (1002 amino acids)
Cellular component (GO): nucleus
Molecular function (GO): NAD binding; zinc ion binding; NAD+ poly-ADP-ribosyltransferase activity
Source: RefSeq, a predicted model, not a curated record